Molecule: messenger RNA, 2882 nt
Organism: Apis dorsata (giant honeybee)
Lineage: Eukaryota; Metazoa; Arthropoda; Insecta; Hymenoptera; Apidae
Gene: NaPi-III
Product: sodium-dependent phosphate transporter 2
Exons: 6
Coding region: 1293-2783 (496 amino acids)
Biological process (GO): phosphate ion transmembrane transport
Cellular component (GO): membrane
Molecular function (GO): phosphate transmembrane transporter activity
Source: RefSeq, a predicted model, not a curated record
UAAAAGAUUUGAUGUAAUAAAUAAUUUUUGCGAUUAUUUAUAAGAGUUUCGCGGGCAAAUGGCGGAUCAAUAUUUCACCCCCACGCGGAUCUGAGCGGCAUCCCCAAUUACCAAAGAUUUAUACAAAGUAAUUUGAGUUUUGUGAGUAAAAAAUAUAUUUUAAUUUUUUCCUUUUUUUCUUAAUAAAUUUAAAUAUUUUUUUUAUAUUUUUUGAGCAUAUAAUAUAUAUUGAGUUUUUAAAAGGAAAGUUUUAAAAUGCCUAAAAGCCUACAUGGAAGAUCGUAUAAAGAAUGAAACAAAUAGUGAUAAUUGAGAAAUACAACAUAAAAUAUUGUUGUAUAUAAUAAAAAAGUUAAAACUUUAAUUAUUCUAAACAAUUAUUUUUUUUUUAUUCAUACAUUUUAUAAAAAUAAUACAUUGUCUUCAAAUUUUGCUUGUACUCGUAUCUAUAUCUCUUUUGUAACGGAUUGAAUUUUCAUUUUCAAUCGUACGUAUAAGAAGAAAAAGAAUAAUGUUCGUUUAAGUUAAUUUUAUUAGAAUUGUGUAUUUUAAUCGAAAUAUCAAGUGUUACUACGCGAAAGGAGAAAAGAUAACAACAUCACCCUUUCGAAAUCAAACGUGAGAAAAUUGAUAAAUUAUUUUAGCAUAACACUUAAAUUUUCUUUAUGGAUAUUGAAAUACUUCGUUGUUUAGACAUCAUUUUAAUAUAAUUAUAAUGUGUAUACGAAGAUGCCGGAAAAACAGCAAUCAGUGUACUUUCAAAGAAGAAAAUCGUUGAUAUUGAAUUUUCAUAAAAUUGAUUAUAAUAUUUUAUAUUUAAUACAAAAUAAAACAUUUAGCAAGUUUACACAAUAACUUGAUGCUAUUAAGCAUUCUAAUUAUAUGUUAUUGUAUGAAAAAAACAAUGCUACAUAUAUCAGGUGCUGCGCCAAAAUACUACCUCUGCUGUGUGUACAAAGUUAUAAAAUUGAUUGUUUUAGAAGUAAAAUAAAAAUAUUAGACAUAUAUAUGUAAAAAUAUAUAUAUAUAUACAUCUAAUAUAUACAUAUAUAAAAAUUUAAAUAUAAAUGGAGAAAUAUAUUCUGAUUUAUAAGUAUUUAUAUAUGACUAUAUAGCAAAUGAAACUAGAAAUUCUUCCCUAAUCUAUGUUCUCUGAUUUGAUAAUUAUAAUCUACAAACAAUAUGACAAGAGAACACUUUAUAAUGAUAUUACUCUACUGACAAAUGUAUAAAAAUAAAAAAAAAAUCUAUAUAUUAAUAGCUCAAAGAAAAUAGUUAUUAGGUAAAUAAAAAUGAGCAUACCAUAUGAUGAAAACUUGGUAUGGAUAGUAGUGGUUGGAUUCUUAGUGGCCUUUAUUUUGGCAUUUGGAAUCGGAGCAAAUGAUGUCGCAAAUAGUUUUGGAACAAGUGUUGGUGCAGGAGUACUUACGAUAUUUCAAGCUUGUAUUUUAGCAACUAUCUUUGAAAUUGCUGGGGCUGUACUCAUUGGCUAUAAGGUUUCUGAUACUAUGAGGAAAGGCAUAUUAGAUGUGACAUUAUAUGAAGGCCAAGAAAAAGAAUUAAUGGUAGGAGCAUUAUCUAGUUUAGCUGGAUCUGGUAUCUGGUUAAUACUAGCAACUGCUUUGCGAUUACCUAUUUCUGGAACACAUUCCAUUGUUGGUGCUACAGUUGGUUUUUCACUUGUCUGUAAAGGUACUGCAGGGGUCAAAUGGAUAGCUCUUGCAAAUAUAGCAGCUUCUUGGUUUGCAAGUCCUGUACUUAGUGGAAUUGUAUCAGGUGCUAUAUUUUGGGUUCUAAGAAAAUCAGUAUUUGAAUCUAAUAAACCUUUAGAACAAGGUCUUUAUAUUCUCCCAUUAGCAUAUGGACUCACUGUUGCUAUUAAUAUUAUGUCAGUAGUACAUGAUGGACCUAAACUUUUGAUGUUAGAUCAAGUGCCAUGGUGGGGUAGUUUACUUGCUGCAUUAGGUUUUGGUUCAUUUUCAGCUAUCAUUGUUUAUUUAUUUGUUGUACCAUGGCAAAGAAAAACAAUAUUACUUUCAUUAAGUAGCAACGAAAAAACAACAACUAAAUUUGGUACCUGUGAUAAAAAAGAAACAACAGCAUUAUCUGUUAUUUCUGAAGCCCCAUGUAGUAGUAGUAGUAAUGGUAAUGCAAAAGAAGUAGCGCCAAAAUUACGAGGCAAUAGCAGUGCAAGUCCUCUCUUAAUGGUAGCAGGAUCAGAUACUGAGGGUGCUCAAAUUGAAACUGAAAAGAAAAACGAAGAACCACCAGAAAUAUCUAAACUUUUUGCAUUUUUGCAAGUAUUAACUGCAGCAUUUGGCAGUUUUGCUCAUGGUGGUAAUGAUGUCAGCAAUGCAAUUGGUCCACUUAUUGCACUUUGGGCUGUAUAUGCAGAAGGAUCAGCUAGACAAGAAGCAGAAACUCCAUUGCUUAUAUUACUUUAUGGUGGUUUAGGCAUAUCAACUGGUCUUUGGGUGUGGGGACGCAGGGUGAUACAAACUUUAGGACAAGAUUUAGCACGUAUUACACCAACUACUGGAUUUACUAUAGAGCUAGGAGCAGCAGUAACAGUUUUGUUGGCAAGUAAGGCUGGUUUACCUGUGUCAACAACUCAUUGCAAAGUCGGAUCUGUUGUCUGUGUAGGAUGGGCUUCACAUGGUGGUGAGGGAGUUUCAUGGAAAUUAUUUCGUAAUAUUGCAUUUGCAUGGUUAAUUACUGUACCAGUGGCUGGCUGCUUGUCUGCAGGAUGUAUGGCUAUUUUUAAGGAAAUAAUUAGUUUGUGACUCUUCAUUAUCAGAACAACUAAUCCAUUUUAGUGAAAACCAUCCAAUGCUACUGUUGUCAAUAAUUUAUGCAAAAAUAAACGAUCAAAUAUAAUUUGA